CAUGUUCACUGUGAUCAUGAAGGAGCUCAGGCGAGAAGAUACAGGCACUUACUGGUGUGGGAUUGAGAGAAGUGGAUCUGACCCUGGGGUCCCUGUUAAAGUGACCAUUGACCCAGGCUCAUCGGUUGACAUCACGGGUCCAGAAGCAGUGAGAGGUCUGGAGCGGGGAUUGUUGACCGUGCAAUGUCGCUAUGACCCAUAUUGGGAGACCCACCUGAAGUGGUGGUGUCGAGGGGCUGAUUUGCGAAGCUGCAAGAUCCUUGUUCAAACCAAUGAAUCAGCAUUUGGGGUGAAGGAGCGUGUGUCCAUCAGGGACGAUCAGACAAACCACACGUUCACUGUGACCAUGAAGGAGCUCAGGCCAGAAGAUACAGACACUUACUGGUGUGGGAUUGAGAGAACUGGAACUGACCCUGGCUUCCCUGUUAAAGUGACCAUUGACCCAGGCUCAUCGGUUGACAUCACGGGUCCAGAAGCAGUGAGAGGUCUGGAGCGGGGAGUCUUGACCGUGCAGUGUCGCUAUGCCCCAGGGUGGGAGACCUACCUAAAGUGGUGGUGUCGAGGGGCUGAUUUUGUAAACUGCAAGAUCCUUGUUCAAACCAAUGAAUCAGCAUUUGGGGUGAAGGAGCGUGUGUCCAUGAGGGACUAUCAGACAAACCACACGUUCACUGUGACCAUGAAGGAGCUCAGACUAGAAGAUACAGGCACUUACUGGUGUGGGAUUGAGAGAACUGGAACUGACCCUGGGGUCCCUGUUAAAGUGACCAUUGACCCAGGCUCAUCGGUUGACAUCACGGGUCCAGAAGAAGUGAGAGGUCUGGAGCGGGGAGUCUUGACCGUGCAGUGUCGCUAUGCCCCAUUUUGGGAGACCCACCUGAAGUGGUGGUGUCAAGGGGCUGAUUUAAGAAGCUGCAAGAUCCUUGUUAAAACCAAUGGAUCAGCUUUUGGGGUGAAGGAGCGUGUGUCCAUCAGGGACGAUCAGACAAACCGCACGUUCACUGUGACCAUGAAGGAGCUCAGGCGAGAAGAUACAGGCACUUACUGGUGUGGGAUUGAGAGAACUGGAACUGACCCUGGGGUCCCUGUUAAAGUGACCAUUGACCCAGGCUCUUUGUCUCUGAGCGGCCCCACUAAUGUGACGGGCACCGUGGGUGGAUCCCUGAGCGUGCCGUGUCGGUACAAGAAGGAAUAUGAGGCCUUUAACAAAUACUGGUGCAGACAGCCGUGCUUGCCACUGUUCUCCGAGACUGUGACGCUCAGCGCCUCCAGGAGAGAGGUGAGGAGAGGCCGAGUCCAUCCUGGCAACCUCACCUUCACAGUGACCUUGAAGAACCUCUCUGCAAACGAUGCAGGAAAAUACAGGUGUGGGAUUUCCACGCUACUGAUGGAAGAGGGGCUUCCUGGCUUCUUGCCUGAACCCUUUUUCCAGGUUCAAGUGUUUGUUUCCCCAGCCUCCAGCAGCAAGAGCUCUGCAAGGACGCCUGGACCUCCCAGCCGAGACCCAGGGUCCCUAUUCAGCAGCGUCCACUUCCUGCUCCUCAUAUUCCUGAAGAUACCCCUGUUUCUGAGCAUGCUCAGUGCUGUCCUCUGGGUGAACAGGCCUCAGCGGGCAACUUGUGAGGAAACACAGUUUGGCUAAGACAACCUGCCACUGUCCCCACCCAGCGAUGGCCUGUCCAGAGACACAGCCACUUGGACUAGAGAAGACGGAACCUCAUCCCUGAACCUUACAUCCCUUUUCAGCUUAUCGCCAGAGACUUUAAAAAACAUGUCAGUGAAUAUAUCACCUACACAAACGUGUGUAUAGGAACAGUUGAAGGACUAAAAAUAGACAUCUGUGUACCCGCCAUUCAGCCUAAGAAAUCAACCAUCAUUGAGACAUUUAAAGCCCCCACCUGCCGAAACCGGUUUGGCUCAGUGGAUAGAGCGUCGGCCUGCGGACUCAAGGGUCCCAGGUUCGAUUCCGGUCAGGGGCAUGUACCUUGGUUGCGGGCACAUCCCCAGUGGGGGGUGUGCAGGAGGCAGCUGAUUGAUGUUUCUCUCUCAUCGAUGUUUCUAACUCUCUAUCCCUCUCUCUUCCUCUCUGUAAAAAAUCAAUAAAAUAUAUUUAAAAAAAAUAAUAAUAAUAAAGCCCCCACCUACUUCUCCCUGCCCUCAAGCCCCUCCUCUUGCUGCCAGAGUCAACCACUCUCUGGAUUAGUUUGUGCCCAUCAUUUCUAUUCCCAACCUCAUGGGUAAGAAGGAAGAGCAUGCUUGAGGCAGUUCUUAAAGCCACCAAGAGAUGGCGCCAGAGGCAAUUUGCAGAGCUUUACUAUGGAUCUCUCCAUGGACUUAGAAAUAAUUCUUCUCCAACAGAAUUGCUUCUUAGCUGCUGGAUCCAUUCCGGCUGAUCCCCAAAUCCAGACCCAUUGUAUCCU
Eptesicus fuscus (big brown bat) is the source of this 2417-nucleotide messenger RNA. Its product is annotated as polymeric immunoglobulin receptor-like. Lineage: Eukaryota; Metazoa; Chordata; Mammalia; Chiroptera; Vespertilionidae. Gene Ontology annotation, cellular component: plasma membrane. Gene Ontology annotation, molecular function: transmembrane signaling receptor activity. The record is from RefSeq and is a predicted model, not a curated record.